Eruca vesicaria subsp. sativa (arugula) is the source of this 4074-nucleotide messenger RNA. Lineage: Eukaryota; Viridiplantae; Streptophyta; Magnoliopsida; Brassicales; Brassicaceae. The record is from the annotation of a GenBank genome assembly.
CGACACCGUAUUGAUUCUCCAUCAAAAGCUUCUAUCUCCGCCUUUCAUUUUGUAUACAACACCGAGGGAAAAAUCAGCAGAGAGAGAGAGAGAAGUAGAAUCUGUUUGAUGUGUAGAAAAAUAAAUGGCCGAUCGUAAAACCAAUAAAUGGAACUGGGAGGUGAGUGGAUUCGAACCGAGGAAGUCUUCUUCUGAGGAGACCAGUCACCGUCUGCUGCGGCGUUACUCUAUUUCCACCCCUCACCCACCGGAGCUCCCCAAGCAAGCUCUUGCCUCCAAGGUUUUUGGAUUGAAGGAGAAAGUUAAGCUUGCGAAGGAAGAUUAUUUGGAGUUGAGACAGGAAGCUACUGAUCUUCAGGAGUAUUCUAAUGCAAAGCUUGAGAGGGUUACUCGUUAUUUAGGUGUUCUUGCUGCCAAAAGUCGUAAAUUGGAUCAAGCUGUCCUUGAGACUGAGGCAAGGAUAUCUCCACUUAUCAAUGAGAAGAAAAAACUUUUCAAUGACUUGUUGACGGCCAAAGGGAACAUUAAGGUUUUUUGCCGUGCAAGACCAUUGUUUGAGGAUGAAGGCCCAUCUAUAAUUGAAUUCCCUGGGGAUUGCACCAUAUGUGUAAACACUAGUGAUGAUACUAUCUCCAAUCCCAAGAAGGACUUUGAAUUUGACCGAGUUUAUGGACCUCAUGUUGGUCAAGCGGCAUUGUUCAAUGAUGUCCAACCUUUUGUUCAAUCUGCACUGGAUGGAUCUAACGUCUCCAUAUUUGCCUACGGAGAAACUAAUGCAGGGAAGACAUACACCAUGGAAGGUUUGAGUCACGACCGUGGUUUAUAUGCUCGUUGUUUUGAGGAGCUUUUCGACCUAGCGAAUUCUGAUGCAACUUCCACAUCUCGGUUCAGUUUCUCUGUUUCAGUGUUUGAGAUCUAUAAUGAACAGAUCAGAGAUUUACUUUGGGAAACUGAGAGCAACUUGCCGAAGAUCAACAUGGGAUCACAUGAAUCUAUUGUAGAAUUGGAACAAGAAAAAGCUGAGAAUCCAUUGGAGUUCUUAAGAGUCUUAAAAUAUGCAUUCCAGAACCGGGGAGAUGAUAAAUCAAAAUUUAAUGUGACACAUCUGAUUGUCACGAUACACAUAUACUAUAGCAACACGAUUACUGGAGAGAAUAUGUAUAGCAAGCUUUCUCUGGUUGAUUUGGCUGGAAGUGAAGGUUUAACCGUUGAUAAUGACGGUGGAGAACACGUCACUGAUCUGCUUCAUGUCAUGAGUUCGCUCUCAGCGUUGGGAGAUGUUUUAUCGUCUUUGACGUCAGAAAACGAUUCAAUUCCUUACGAGAAUUCAAUUCUUACCAGAAUACUUGCAGAUUCACUAGGGGGAAGCUCCAAAACAUUGAUGAUCGUUAACAUUUGUCCCAGUGCGGAGAACUUGUCUGAGACAAUAUCAUGUCUCAAUUAUGCUGCUAGAGCUAGGAAUACUGUACCAAGCCUUGGGAAUCGAGAUACAAUCAAGAAAUGGAGAGAUGUGGCAAGUGAUGCUCGGAAGGAGCUGUUGGACAAAGAGAGGGAAAAUCAGAAUCUGAAACAGGAGGUUUUGGGCUUAAAACAAGCACUUAAAGAUGCAAAUGACCAGUGUGUAUUGCUCUACAGUGAAGUGCAGAGGGCUUGGAAAGUUUCAUUUACACUGCAAUCAGAUUUAAAGUCAGAGAAUACUAUGCUUGUAGAAAAACAUAGACUAGAGAAGGAGCAGAAUUCUCAGUUAAGAAAUCAAAUAGCUCAACUUUUGCAGUUGGACCAGGAACAAAAACUGCAAAUGCAACAACAAGACUCCACCAUUCAAAAUCUCCAGGCUAAAAUAACAGAACUGGAAUCUGACACAGCAAGAGCACGAGAUUCCUCGCAAUCUCAGGACAUAUCUUCUUCAACACCAAAAGCUGCGGAGAGCACAACUGAAUCUUCUUCUGUUACCAAGAAGCUAGAGGAAGAACUGAAAAAACGUGAUGCACUGAUUGAGAGAUUGCAUGAAGAAAACGAAAAGUUGUUUGACAGAUUAACAGAAAAGUCAAUGGCUGUUUCGACCCAGGUGUCAAGUCCUUCAUCAAGAACAUCGCCAAACAUUCAGCCUGCCAGUGUUAACAGGGCAGAAGCUGUUGCGUUACCAUCUACACCAAAUAAGAAUAACGGAGCGAUAACUGUAGUAAAAACUGGCUCCGAAAUAGCGAAAACCACACCAGCUGGAGAAUACCUGACAGCUGCAUUGAAUGACUUUGACCCCGAAGACUAUGAAGGUCUUGCUGCCAUUGCUGACGGCGCAAACAAGCUACUAAUGCUGGUUUUGGCAGCUGUCAUCAAGGCUGGUGCUUCCAGAGAGCAUGAAAUACUUGCUGAGAUCAGAGAUUCUGUCUUUUCGUUUAUUCAAAAAAUGGAAUCAAGAAGAGUAAUGGAUACCAUGCUUGUUUCUCGAGUCAGGAUAUUAUACAUAAGGUCUUUGCUGGCUCGUUCACCUGAGCUUCAGACUAUCAGGGUCUCUCCUGUGGAAGGCUUUCUUGAAAAGCCUAAUACUGGUAGAAGCAAAAGCACUAGUAGAGGUAGCAGCCCCGGUAGAUCCCCGGUUCGAUACAUUGAUAUGCAGACUCAUAGAUUUAAAGUAAAUAUAAAGCCAGAAAGGAAAAACAAGUUGGCCUCUGUGGUUUCAAGAAUGCGUGGACUUGAACAGGAUUCUGGGAGGCAGCAAGUUACUGGAGUUAAACUACGGGAGAUGCAAGAUGAAGCCAAAAGCUUUGCUAUUGGGAACAAAUCCUUAGCUGCAUUGUUUGUUCACACUCCAGCUGGUGAAUUGCAGCGACAGAUUCGGUUAUGGCUAGCAGAGAACUUUGAUUUUCUUUCCGUGACCGCAGAUGAUGUAUCAGGAGGAACCACCGGCCAACUUGAGCUUCUUUCCACGGCGAUUAUGGAUGGUUGGAUGGCUGGACUAGGAGCCGCGGUGCCACCUCACACAGAUGCUCUCGGGCAGCUUCUUUCCGAGUAUGCAAAACGUGUCUAUACUUCUCAAAUGCAGCACAUGAAGGAUAUUGCUGGUACCUUGGCGGCAGAGGAAGCAGAGGAUGCUGGCCAGGUGGCUAAGCUUCGAUCAGCUCUUGAGUCCGUUGACCACAAAAGAAGAAAGAUUUUACAACAAAUGAGAAGUGAUGCAGCUUUGCUUAACUUGGAAGAAGGUAGUUCUCCUAUUCAAAACCCUUCAACAGCAGCUGAAGACUCAAGAUUAGCUUCUCUCAUCUCUCUUGAUGGCAUAUUGAAGCAAGUCAAGGAUAUUACAAGACAAGCAUCUGUCCAUGUUUUGAGUAAAAGCAAGAAGACAGCAUUACUUGAGGCCCUUGAUGAACUCACUGAGCGUAUGCCUUCUCUUCUUGAUAUUGAUCAUCCAUGUGCACAACGAGAAAUUGCUACAGCACGCCAGUUAGUCGAGACAAUCCCUGAACAAGAGAACAAUAAUCUUCUUCUGGAAUAUUCUUCACACGGACGGAGACCUUCAUUUGAAUCAAUUUCCUCAGCUGAAACCGAGGUCUCGCAGUGGAACGUUUUGCAGUUCAACACAGGUUCUUCAUCCCCAUUCAUCAUAAAAUGUGGAGGCAACACAAACUCAGAGCUAGUGAUCAAGGCUGAUGCACGAGUUCAAGAGCCUAAAGGAGGUGAACUUGUCAGAGUUGUCCCAAGACCUUCUGUAUUAGUAAACAUGAGCUUAGAGGAAAUGAAACAAAUGUUUACUCAGUUACCUGAAGCUCUAAGUGUGCUGGCUUUAGCUAAAACAGCUGAUGCCACAAGAGCUCGCUACUCUAGGCUCUACAAAACUCUGGCCAUGAAAGUUCCUUCUCUCAGGGACGUUGUUGCUGAUCUUGAGAAAGAUACCUAAAGUCAUGAAACGGCAUAGAGAUACUAUUCUUGUGUAUUUAUAUUAUUUUUUUGUGAGGAUUUGGCUGGCCAAAUCUGGCGCAUUUAUGCUACCUUUUGGGUCCAGAUUCAUUGUGUGUAGUAUGUAACGUUACUUUGUACUAUCUUGCUUUCAUUCACACAGCAACAAGUGUUUACUUC